Molecule: messenger RNA, 1571 nt
Organism: Brassicogethes aeneus
Lineage: Eukaryota; Metazoa; Arthropoda; Insecta; Coleoptera; Nitidulidae
Source: the annotation of a GenBank genome assembly
UGAUUGGUUGUUCAACAACGUGUACCGACAAACACGUGCGAUAGAAAAGUUCAAAAAAGCUUUAAUAAAAUCCACAACAUGAAUUCGAUAGUUCCUGACAAGGUGUUGGACCAGAUGAUCUGUUCGGAAUGUUCAAAAUAUUUGUCGGUUUUGCCGGUUCACGUCUACCCCAACAGAGACACGAAAUGCGGCCGUUGCAUGGAAGAAAACGAUAACGGAGCGCCAUCCCAAGUGAAUAAAGUGAUUCCAACGAUGCUUUUUAAAUGUUACAACCGUUACGAGGGAUGCUCGUCGCUUUUACUCCCUGAUCAAGUGGAAGAACACGAAAUGAACUGCAUCAGUAAAAGUUUUCACACUUGUCCAUUGUGCUCCGAAGCAAACAUGCCUCCCUAUAUGAUGCUGGCGCACUUUAAAAAAUACCAUAGGUGUUUCUUGUUGGCAAGGCCCAUUGUGCAAAUUAAUGCCACCAUUGAUUCAGAAAAACACUACUUGUACUGCACUGAAAACAUGAUUUUCCUGUGGAACAUUUUAGUGGAUACAGUCAACAGCAAAGUUUUCCUCAACAAUAAGUUGGUUGGUCCCGAAGAGUUAGCCAAACAGAUUAGCCAGCAAUUUUGUGUUAAAGAAAGUUUUAUCAAUGGAGGGCAUAAAAUUAUCUGUGAACUAAUAGUAAGGUUUGAUGUUGUACAGUUUAGUAAAUUUGAGGUAAAAAAAAAAGACAAAUUAUCCAUAAAUAAUAACGAAUUAUAUUUGUCAUCAACAAUCAAAAACUUAUAUCCUGGUUGUAAACUAUCUCCUUGCAGAAGGUUUGUUAUUAACAGUGUUGGAGAAAAAAUAAUAAGGAACUAUUUUUGCAGUUUUUGUAGAAAACAACAAUUGUAUUCAGAGGAAUAUUUUGAGUACACAAAAUGUUCAAAACCAACAGUUGUAUGUUGUAGUUUUUGUAAAGAUCAUGUAAGCCAAAUUUGCUCUAAAGGUCAUAUUCUAAGUGUAUGCAUAAGAGUCUGUCUUACAGAAUACCUACAUUUGAGAGCAUUUUGUAAAUGGAAAUGUAAGAAGCAUUUUAAUGGCUUGGAUCUUUAUGAACAUGAACAAAACUGUGUUUACCGCGAACCCAUACCAAUGUGCCCGGUGACAAAUUGCGCAAUGGAGAAUUUUAAGAAGUUUUCUGAACUUGAGAGCCACUUUAAAACUCAUAAAAAUACAAUUUUAAUACCUUACUGGGAUAGUACUGAUUGGUUCUGAACUAUUAAAAAUAAUGAUUAUUAUGUGUUUCUGGAUCAUAUUACUGUUGUUUUUUGUAGCACUUUUAACAAAACUAAAUUAAAAAAUAUUAUUACCUCUGAAAAAAGCAAUUUUAAAAUUUUUGUAAAUAAUAUUCAAAUUGUGCUUGGUGGAGAAAUUGAAAUCCUAGAUUGGGAUGCUCCUUUAAAAAUUAGAAUUAUUGAAAAUUUUCUUGCUGAAUGCAAAUAAUGUGCUUUUUAUGUUAUGUUUAAUAUGAUGUUGGUUUAUUAUUAAAAUUAUAUUUAUUUUGGUUAUACUUGUAAAAAUUGUUAUUAAAGAAAUUUGGA